Messenger RNA from Closterium sp. NIES-67, 1436 nucleotides. The record is from the annotation of a GenBank genome assembly. Lineage: Eukaryota; Viridiplantae; Streptophyta; Zygnematophyceae; Desmidiales; Closteriaceae.
CUCAGUCAGUCAGGCAGCCCUGGCCUCCAGCCUUGGCCAGUCAGCCUUCCCUCCCUUCCCACCAUAAUCAGUUCUCUGCGCGUUCCGAACCGCUAUGUCCGCCAUUUCCAAAUGAUCCACCGAUUUUAGAUCAAAAUCCGUCCCGACUCCCGCCGCAACAUAUUUCUUAGACGUCAGCGUGCGGCUUCUGCGGUCGCGCUGUUGAAUCGUUAGCGGGGCUUUCGUCGUCCCGUCGUACGGAUUUCGUUAGCCUUCGCCAGCCGUCGCCAUGGUUCGCCUGACAGCGGAUCUCAUCCUCGAAUCGCCGCAGUAUUUCAACGCGGUGCGGGAGCGAGAGAUUGACCUGAGAGGGAAUAAAAUCGCAGUCAUUGAGAAUCUCGGCGCUACAGAGGAUCUGUUUGACAGCAUAGACCUGUCGGACAACGAGAUCGUGAAGCUGGAGGGCUUUCCUCUGCUGCGGCGGCUGUCCACUCUGCUGCUCUGCAACAACCGCAUCACACGCAUCAGCCCCCAGCUAGGUACCCAUCUGCCCAAGCUGCAAACUCUUGUUCUGGCCAACAACCGCAUCACCAACCUCGCAGAUCUGGACCCUUUGGCAUCGCUGGGGCAUUCUCUGACCUCCCUCUCGCUCAUCGACAACACGGUUGUCAAGAAGCCCAAGUACAGGCUGUACGCCAUCCACCUUCUGCCAAAACUCCGGCUCUUGGACUUCCAAAAGGUCAAGCUGAAGGAGAGGCAAGAAGCAGAAUCCACAUUCGGCAAGGACAAGGCAGCAGCAGCAGCAGCCAAGCGCGUGUCAGCAAACACGUUUGUUCCUGGGGAGGCUCUAGCAGACGCAGGGGGGCCAGGGCAAGGAGGGGCUGCAGCUGCAGCAGCAGUUGGUGGUGAGAAGGAGGGCGGGGGGGAAGGGCCGGGUGCUGCAGCGUCAGCAGCGGCAGCAGCAGCCAAACAGGGGCCAACACCAGAACAGAUCACAGCAAUCAAGGCGGCCAUCAGCACGGCUCAGACGCUGGAGGAGGUUGCUCGGCUCGAGAAGGCUCUGCAAUCUGGUCAAUUGCCAUCCGAUAUCAAGGUGCCUGCAGCAGAUACAGACAAAACAAGUCAACCCAUGGAAGCGGAUUAAUCGCACACGCUUCCAAGUCUUGAGAUGGCUCAUUUUGUGACAAACAGCCAGCCUUAAUCGUUAAGUCCAACUCUUCUCUCAUACUACACACACAGCAUCAUUUGAUUAAGCCACUGUUACGACGGUACUAAACCGGAGCCCCAGUGCAUUACUGUACUGGUAUUUGCACCUACCGCUACCGUACUUUUCUUUGACAACCUAUUGAAGGAGCCUGCCUGAUCAGAUGGAGGCACCUCUGGAUUAAAUAACAUGGCUAUUUUGCACGAACAGCGGACAUGGCACUCGCCUGAGACAGUUGGAAAGGUAGACACCC